AGAACCAGAGCACUUCCUGCGGAGCUGGGCGGAAGGACUCGGCGGCGGUUGGGAGGGCUGGCUUCCAGGACGCCAUGCCUUCCGCGUUUUCCGUCAGCUCCUUCCCUGUCAGCAUCCCUGCGGUGAUCAUGCAAACAGACUGGACCGAGCCAUGGCUCUUGGGGCUGGUUGUCUUCCACGUGCUCUGUCUGCUGCUCACCUGCUUCUCAGCCCAGAGGUACGGACUACAGAUCGGUCUCUUCCUGAGCCUAGCGGCCUUAGUCUACUGUGCUGAAUACAUCAAUGAAGUGGCUGCCAUGAACUGGAGGUCAUUUUCCAAAUACCAGUACUUCGACUCCAGGGGGAUGUUCAUUUCCGUAGUGUUCUCGGCACCACUGCUUCUCAACGCGGUGAUCAUUGUGAUUAUGUGGGUGCGCAAGACUUUGAACCUGAUGACUGAGCUGAAGAAGGUACAAGAGACGAGAAAAGAGAGGAGGAGGAGGAGGAAGGAAGAGUGACACCCAGCAAGUGCUCCGGAUCCUGCAUUGUUUCUCCCUCCGCUGUGGUGGUUUCCAGCACCAAAGUGUGCUUGGGCCAAGCUGACUGGGUCAUAGGAGGUUUUUUGACUUUGACAUCUGCAGGGAGAAAACACGCACUGAAGUUGUUCCUUAAACCCAGUGCUGAACCCUCUCUGGUCCUGGACCUACCUUGAGUGGAUUUGAGUCCUUCUGGAGCCCUGCACACCCCACUUCUUGGGGCAGAUCAUGUCGUUCAUGGAGCCAGCACUGGUUAUGGGGUUCCAUUCGAGAGUGACAUGGGAAACUGCAACUUCCUGUCCUAGUGUGACUUGGGGUCUAUGGCAGGGUUGUCAGCCAAGGACAGGAUUUCUCUCCAGGGCACUUCUGGCAAGGUGGGUGACACUUUGCUUGUGCUUGGAGGAAGGCCCCUGGUUCCCCACGGAGGUCACCAGCCUCGAGAGACCCUGGAAGCAGGGCUGGAAGAACGUGCACACACUUCUCAGUUUAGUGACCAGGUCUUUCAAGGCAAGGCCUCAGACAGUCAUGGGCCAGACUGACUUGGCUUUGGGGUAAAAUUUUAAAAUAGAAAGAAGCUGUAAAGUCAGGGCUGCGCAAAAGAGAAUAUGUUGACUGAGCCCUCUGAUUUUUCUAGAUGCAAAACCAUAAAUACAAAAGUACUUUGUGUGUGCUAUGUUUUGUUUUCACAAAAAUAAACUUUAUUUUUUAAACUUUCUAGUAAAGUUCAUAUUCCAGGCAAAGUUGCACUGUUAGCAGCUGUCUUCGUAUUUUGUCCUCAUGUUGGGAAAAUCUCGCAGGCCAGAGUUAGCAGCAAACAGUCCCGUGAUUCACAGCGUGUGUGGAGUGAUGCUGCUUUACAGAGCUUGCAGGAUGUGGCUGGAUGUGGCUCUGACCAAGUGCUUGUCCGCCACACACAGGACCCUGGCUUCUGCUCCCAGCAUCACAUGCGCAGUUUUUGGGGUGUGAACUGUCCCAUGUUCACUCUGUAGAGUGAAAGGUUCACCCAUGAUCUGCUGGUUACAUUAGCAAAUGAUUCUACCAUACAUUGAUACUUUGCAUAAUCCAAGUCUGUGGUGUCCUGUUUAUUACUGUUCAAUAAAACACAUCUUCGAUGCUGCA
Messenger RNA from Chinchilla lanigera (long-tailed chinchilla), 1634 nucleotides. RefSeq names its product transmembrane protein 18 (gene Tmem18). Lineage: Eukaryota; Metazoa; Chordata; Mammalia; Rodentia; Chinchillidae. Bases 75 to 497 code for a protein of 140 amino acids. The record is from RefSeq and is a predicted model, not a curated record. Gene Ontology annotation, cellular component: nuclear membrane. The transcript is spliced from 5 exons.